This is a messenger RNA of Paramisgurnus dabryanus, 4789 nucleotides long. RefSeq names its product zinc finger protein, FOG family member 2a (gene zfpm2a). Gene Ontology annotation, molecular function: RNA polymerase II-specific DNA-binding transcription factor binding. Gene Ontology annotation, cellular component: nucleus. The record is from RefSeq and is a predicted model, not a curated record. Gene Ontology annotation, biological process: heart development; positive regulation of transcription by RNA polymerase II; cell differentiation. Lineage: Eukaryota; Metazoa; Chordata; Actinopteri; Cypriniformes; Cobitidae.
GCGGACCGCAGCUCCGUACACACACAUGCACACACACACAUACACGAACGCGCACACACGCGCACUGAGCGAGCGGAGCACGUCUGUGAGAGAGAGACAGAUCCUGUGAAUAAUCGUCAUUGCUCCUGCGACCCGUUCGGAUCUCGGAUGAUCCAUAAUAACCUCUAAUAUUAACCCAAAACUAUAAUAACUCAUUAUCAGAAAUCAUCCGGAUCGCGGCAACAUGUCCCGCAGAAAGCAGAGCAACCCCCGGCAGAUCAAACGUCCGCUGGACGGAGGUGUGGAGGAGGAGGAAGAAGAGUGCGUAUCGGACGGAAAUGAACUCGCGACUAAGGAGGAGUUUUCGGUGGAGGAAAACUUUGCUGCUGACUUUGAGACAGACAACCUCACCUGUGAGGAAAUGGAUUACUUCUGCGGCAAAGGGGAAGAGAAUGGCAGCAGAGAAAUGGGAGACACGGAGAUGGAGGUGGAGAGCGAAAGGGGCAGGCCACCACCUCUGGAGCCGGAGGAAUGGGAUGGUCCACGUGAGCUGGACCUGUUCAACAAAGAUGGAGAACGUCGCAUUCACAGUCGUCAACAGCUUCCUGUAGGAACAACGUGGGGACCUUUUGAGGGAAAGAUUGAGCAGAAUACAGACGGUGUCCAGAAGACGAAAGUGUCGGCCCCUCUGGUGUUGAACGCCGGCCCCCGGUGGCUGUUGGAUAUGACUUGGCAGGCUUCCGACGACAACAGGAACAACUGUGUGGUGUACAGCAAAGGUGGUCAGCUGUGGUGCACCACAACCAAGAGCAUGAUGGAAGGCGAGGAACUGUUGGCGUUCGCUGUGGACUUUGACUCUCGAUUGCAGGCGGUCAAUCACAUGUCUCUCGGUGAGGGCAUGUACCCAGCACGUCUUCUGGACACCAUUCAGCUCCUGCCCCAGCAAGCAGCAAUGGCCUCUAUAUUACCCACAGCUAUAGUCAACAAGGACAUCUUUCCCUGUAAAGCAUGUGGGAUAUGGUACAGGAGUGAGAGAAACCUGCAGGCUCACCUGAUGUAUUACUGCAGUGGACGACAGAGAGAACCCGAUAAUAUCCCUGAAGAGACUGAUGCCAGUUCUCACCAAACGCCAAGUAUCUGUCCUUUCCCACAAUGCAACAAGAGCUUCAGCAACCCUCGUGCCCUGGAGAUGCACCUGAGCUCACACAGCGGUGUCAAAAUGGAGGAGUCUCUUCCCCCUGGUGCCAGCUUAAAAUGCACAAUCUGUAACUACACAGCGGAUUCACUCCUUACAUUCCAGCAUCACAUCCUCUCUCACCUGUCACAGGCAGCUUUCAAAUGCAAUCACUGCCACAUCAGCUUUCAGAACCACAGGGAUCUUCUGCAACAUCAAGACCUGCAUGGCCACUCUGGGAAGAUUCACAGGGAGAGCGACAAUGAAAACUCUCCUAGAGGAGUAGAGGAAAGCCUGCAGACGGCACGGACAGAACUUUCAGCCAGAAAGGAUGUGGUGAUGCAAAGUCCCAAGACCACACCAAACAAGGCCAACAGUCCUGAUGUAGAGCUUGAAAGACCUGAGAAGAAACCUGCACCCGGAUUACAGAAGGGCGAGAAUCAUCCGGGCAGUAAAGUUAGUUUCUCUUACACCAGAAUCAAAUCUGAACCCUCGAGUCCACGGCUAGCCUCUUCUCCCGUUCAGCAUAACAUGGGCCCAACCUUUCCCAUGGGUCCAUUCUUGUCCCAGUUUGCAUUCUCCCAGGACAUUUCUGUGGUUCCACAGGCAUCAGAGAUUUUAGCAAAAAUGUCAGAGCUGGUUCAUCGCAGGCUACGCCACGGAGGGAACAGCUACCCACCUGUCAUCUACAGUCCUCUGAUGCCCAAAGGGGCAACCUGCUUUGAAUGCAACAUCACCUUCAAUAAUCUAGAUAACUACUUGGUUCACAAGAAGCAUUACUGUAACAGUCGCUGGCAGCACAUGGCGAAGUCCCCAGAUUUCUCAAGCAUUCCGGACAAGGUCUCCGAUGCCAUAAGUCCUAACAGUGGUCACAGUUCAGUCGGUAUGCUCCCAGGAUGCAUCCCUUCGGAAACCGACAGUCAUCUUGUGACAACAGCAUGCUUGAAUUCAUCUGUUUUGGAUAUUAUGAAUGCAGGUGGGAAAGUGCCUGAUAAAGACCUCACUGGUCAGGUCAAAAAGGUUACGACAUCAACAGGAGUCGAGGAAAGGCUUGGGGGAAAACCGGCUGAGGUGAAGAGUCCCAGCACAUCUUUGGUCGAAAGUGACAACGACCCAAACAAGACCACGUGUGAAGCAUGCAACAUCACUUUCAGUCGGCAUGAAACUUUCAUGGUUCACAAGCAGUACUACUGUGCCACUCGUCACGACCCUCCCAUGAAACGUAUGUCCGCUAAGGUGCCCGCCAUGCAGCGGACCAUGAGAACACGCAAGCGGAGGAAGAUGUACGAGAUGUGUCUUCCCGACCAAGAGCAAAGGCAGCCAAUGGGGCCACAGCCCGGAUUCCUAGGUAUGCCCACUUUGGGAAAUCCUUGUACAUCCCAGGAAACUGUAGAAAGCCUGGCUGACCGCUUUCAUCCACGGUGUGACAUCUUUCCGGGCCUUGUCCCAAAACACUUAGAUGCUUCUCUUGCUGUCUCUAAACCUAGCAUUCUUCCCACUAAAAGUAAUACUAUUGCAGACCCACAGGAACUAGAUGCACCAAUCGAUCUCAGCAAAAAAGGCUCACCCAUUCCUGACAAGUCAUGCAAUUCCCCCAAAAGACUCUUGGACUAUCAUGAAUGUACCGUGUGUAAGAUAAGUUUUAACAAAGUGGAGAAUUACCUAGCUCACAAACAGAACUUUUGCCCGGUGUCAGCUGCUCAGCACGGGGAGAUCGGCAGUCUGGAACAGCACAUGUUCCCUGGCAUGAAAACCGAAGGCAAUAACACAGAUGACGUCUUUGACAAGAAUUCUAUCAAGUGUGAGAAAAACGGUGGAAACAAGCUGAUGGUGCAAAAUGGAGGCAUGUUCCCACCUCACCUAGGGCCAGAGCUGAAAGCUUUCGGUGACCCACAGAUCAUGUCAGCUAAAGAUGAAAACAAGAACAUGUUUUUGUCUCACUGUCUCUAUCCUGGAGCAAUAAAGAAAGUGAAAGGUGCCGAACAAAUAUCGCCGUAUUUCGGGAUAAAGUCCAGCGACUACAUGACCGGAAGUCUCGUUAUACAGGGUGAGGUGGCCGAACUGGAGCAAAACGGCAAUGGGGCUGGUGAGGCAGGCACAGAAAAACCCACAGCCAAUGGCUGCCCACAUCCCGGCAAGGAGCCGUCGCCUCUGCUGCCCAAAAACCGGGGCAUGGUGAUCGUCAAUGGUGGACAUAAAGAGGACCGUCAGACACCCCAGCAGGAGAACCUGCCUCACAACACUUCAUCACCAGAUGAGCAAACGUCCCCCACGUGGGGCUCUGAGAACGCCCCCGACUCUAACGAGAAUGUAUCUCCCACUUCUAAAUCACCCAUCGAGGAAUCCGCACCCAUCGCCAAAGGCAUUAACGGGUCGGCGCAGCCAGCGGGCGGCGGGAAGUACUGCCGCCUGUGUGACAUCCAGUUCAACAACUUAUCAAACUUUAUCACUCACAAGAAGUUUUACUGCUCGUCACAUGCUGCCGAGCACGUGAAAUGAAGGCGGUCUUUUGUCGCUGAUCCUUUUUUUUGGGUACAAGGUCGUGUCUGAAAUAGUGCAUCAUGCAGUUUUAUAUGCUGCUCGUGGACAAUCAAGAGAAGCUUCUUCUUUCGUUUUUUGAAGACUUAAUGCAAAACGAUGAAAAAAAAAAUCCAAGUGUAAUAUCGGUGCCACUUUCACCUUUUAUUUAUUUCACAAUCAGUAUUAAUAGAAGUAGUGCUCUUAAUUUAAAUUUAAAGAAAGUUUAUAUCAGAGUCGUUUGUAAUGUCAAUGUAUAGUCAUUCUUGUGUAGCAAACAUAUUGUUUACAAUGUAUGUUAGGUUCGAGGAGACCGUAGGCGAAGAGUACUAAACUGAAACGCGGUUUAGACCCAACAAUAGCUACUGGAGCACUUGUGUAUUCUUAUUUGCUGGUACAGUUUUUGUACAUGCCAAAAUGUCAAUUGCUGUUUGACUCUCAUGACUUCAGCCUUAAAACCGUUUGGAGGGACAACCAGGCACAAUUCCGCAGCUCAUAUUUUGGCGUGUACACAUGGCUUUUGCAUAUAUAUGUUGCUGUUUGUCUCUGUGUCUUUUCUUCGACUCAGAAGUGGAUGUGUCAUUGAGGAUGACAGCAUUGCUGUAUAGUACUUGUAUUUCUGUUUGCUGAUACACCUUGUUCUCCCUUUUUAAAAUUUGCUUUCAGCGCAAUACUUUGUAUAAAAACAAUUGGGGGAAAAGGUGGGCGGGAACAUUAUGGAAAACAGUAUUAUAAAGGGGGAAGAUAGCAGCUAUUUCUUACUCAUGAAAAAAUGAAAUUGUACAAAAGGCAGGCUAUUGGUGGUUAUUAUUAUUAUUGAUGGGUGGGCGGAAAGGGAAUACUGUAAAAAUGAUCAUUCCAAUGUCCUUAUGUAAGAAAAAUAUUUCUUAAAAAUGUUGUUGCUAUGCAUGUAUAUGGAUGGAAUAAAAUUCCAGAUCUGUUGGAAAUUUUUAUUUUGAUGUGGUGUCAAUUAAACUUCGAUCCUCAGGAUAAGAAACUAUUUUGGUUGUGUUCUUUGGAGUAUAUUUCACAAAAAAACAUCUGCAGGUCGUUUUUCACGUCGAAAAAAGGAAAUACAUGCAAACUAGUCGAUUUGUUGUGAGUGACAUUCAUUUGAUU